GUGUCUUUGUGUGACGAGUACAGUUUACCAGUCGAUUUCGUCAACAAGAGAAGACCUCACAGUUUUGGUGCCGGUCUAGCGAACUGGACAGCUCCAAGUCCCAAUGGAGAACAGGUAGAGAUAAUAGAAGCCUACUGUGACCCACGAGACUCGAAGGCGUACCUGGAACCUGGAGACGAAGCGAGUGCCAAAUUAUAUACCAGCCCGGACAAGGAUUACUCCCAGCCUUACACGACUGAUGGAUCUUCUGAAGGCAAAACUCCAGAAGAUGAAGAUGAUGGAGUGUACGAAGAUGUCGGACUGCCUGAGGACAACCCCACAGCUCCUGGUAUCGAAGUAACUGAAAAUUGCGUCACAGUAAUCCGUGUCGGUGAUCCCGAAGAACAGAGAGAAAUUGUUAACGAAUUAGAACAGGAUCGGGAAGGAGAGGCUGACGAAUAUCAGCUGACACUGCAUCUGACGGCAGCCGCCCCUCUUACGACGCGGAGGAACCCGUCUCCUUACUACUACGGUGAUCUCUUCCGUGAGGACUACGAGCCACAAGUUCCUCACCGCCACUACUCCACGCGCCAGCAGCAGCAGAAUCAGCCCAGGAAGAGCGCCAGCCUAGACACGCCCGCGACUGCCGUGCUCCCGAACAGGAACUCUCUGGAUGGCGAUGGGAGCGCGUCCGUGUCGUCCCUAAUCCUGUCCGAGGUCAGUCCGUACAGCGGCAGUCAUCAUGCGGCCGGUAGCGCCGGGUCUUUGUUGGCUGCAUGUCUACUGGAGUGGGACGCAAUCCUCAUGCCUCCCCACCGGCAACUGAGGGGUCAGCACGACCUGCCGUCAGUCUGCGCCUGCGCUGGAGCUGGUCAGUGCCUUGACGAAGAUGAUGACGUGGACGACUUAGGAGACUACGAUCCCAGGAGCCGUCACAUCCAUCGGCACCAAUAUCACCAUCAUUACUGGCAACAGCAGCAGCACAAUGGAGGAAGAGCGCCUGUAGAGGAGCCUCCUGUCGAUUACGACGUCCCAGAGGAAGGGGAGGACGAAUACGGUUGCGAUAUGAGUGGACGUCAACGCCAUUUAUAUGAGACUGCUUUCGAUUGUAAAGUAAAUCGAUCGGAUGACGACCUGGAUGAUGUAGAUCGUGUCACAAAUCAUCCGGUUCUUCAGAUGUUUGGAGGUAGCAAAGUUUCCUCGUCGACAAACACUGGCAACAGCUUAGCGAGGCCAGUGCGUGCCACGUCAUCUAAAGACCCUACGAUCAGUGUGGGGAUCUACACUCCCAAAGAGAGACGAAAAGUGACGCUUGUGCGCGGAAAAUUUGUGAAGGACCGUCCCAAAGCGAUCCCUAGUCGUUUGCUGCAGUCAGAUACCGCUAGUAGUACCACAACGUUAUCUCAGGACUUGGAAGGUCUGGAGAUAGGAGAUGCCGAGGAAGUGAAGCCCGAACCCUCGCCUUCCCUCCUCAGAGGCUAUUCUCCAUCGCCACCAUCCACGGCCCCUUUGCCAGCCAAGUUUCAUGGCAGCAACAAAGACGUUCUUGCCAUGAACAGCAUUCGCAGUGCGCCCAACUUGCCUUCAACCAGCCCUGCCCACCCGCGGCUCAAAGAUGUGCGCCUACCAGUGAAGUCAUUGCGCGCUCGGGAGCUACCUGACAAUCGCAAAGGGAGCAUUAUGGAGUUCAAGGGUCGACCUAGAAGUAUGGUACAUCAGGAAGAAAACGUACCUGAGUUUAAGGGACGUCCUCAGAGCAUGUUUGUUGAAGGAGGGACAAUUCUUGAAUUCAAGGGUAGACCAAGUGAAGCGGAAAAAGGGGAACAACCCAUUUUAGAAUUCAAAGGCAGGCCGGGUAGGUCUGAGAAAGACGAAGGAACUAUACUGGACUUUAGUGGCAGGCAGCGUGGGUUAGUUAGUCAAGAAUCAGGUCCCAUAUUGGAAUUCAAAGGAAGGCCGGCACCAGGAAACAGACGUUCCGGCGUGCGACCCAAGUACUCCAGCACAGAGAGCAUGGCUACAAGUAGCAGUGGAGGGAGUCUGGAGUCAAUCCGCAGCAGUACAAGCGAAGGAAACCGCAGCACAACUAGUUCCGAAAGUCAUCGGAGUACUUCUCUCAGUUCCCACAGUUCCGAUUCAGCGAGCAGUAGUGGUGGAGGGGGUAACAGUUCUGGACAACCUUCCGGUAACCCCCAUCACCAUCACCACUACUAUCAUCACCAUCACCACCAUCACCAUCAGUGUUCCGGGGCCGGUACACCCCUGGGAGUCGUGUCCGGAGGGCGUUUCUUUGUCCACCAGAGUAACAAACUCCAUAUCCUAUCGCCAAUAUCGGACAAGUCUUCACAGGAACCUGUAUCGGAAACGUCGGACAACAACCGCAACAAUAACUCGCAGAAAGCUUCUCCUGAGGACACGGACCAGAUCACGUCUCCCAUGUCCACGACAAAGGGUCCAACGACGGAUUCUCAGCCGUGGGGAGAGCCAGCGGGCAUAAAGCUCAAACGACGUAUCCCACAAAACAAAAACCUCAUCAACCUCACCCUCCAGCAACAACAGCAGUCAUCAUCGUCAGGAGAGGCCGAAAUCCAGGGUUCUGACAGCGGCAUCUCCAUAGAAUCCCGGGGUGGUACCAAAUGUAACAAGGUCUAUAACUUGACUGCUUUCUCUUUCGCAAAGCAGACAAGUAACGUGGACAACGGCGGAGUACCUGAUAACGAGCUACAAACAGCUGAUUUCUCGGAUCUGCCUUUCGACAUGCCCAAACUGCGGCGCCGUCGCCUCUUGCAACAAGACACCUGUACGUCUGGCAGCGCCACUUCUGUAGACCUCCACGACCUGCCGUUUGACAUGCCGAAACUUAGAAGACGCCUGCGAGGUCAGCCUGUCGUACAACAGCAGCCGCAGACGAGUACAGAGUCAAGCGGCGUGUCUCAGGCGUCUUCGAGUCAGAGCGUCCGAGAUGCUGACCGCUCUGCGUCUUCAGUCCCCAGUAGGCCGAGUCUGACGUUGAAUCUAGAGGCGACAUCUUCACCAAAACAAAGGCUUGGCCUAUCACUAAAUCUUGGAGGCUCGGCUUUUGUAUCAGCCCGAGGAGACUCUAUCGAUGUACAGCUGCCUCUAGAACGCCAAGGGUGGUACCAUGGGGCUAUCACAAGGAUUGAAGCUGAAAAUGUGUUGCGGCUACUGAAGGAAGGCAGCUACCUAGUUCGGAACAGUGAAUCCACGCGACAGGACUAUUCGUUGUCUCUCAAGAGUGCACGUGGGUUUAUGCAUAUGAGGAUACAGCAGUGUCCAGAAACUGGAAAAUUUAUUCUAGGUCAAUUCAGCAAACCAUUCGACAAUAUUCCAGAAAUGAUCCACCACUACACAGUGAACAGACUGCCAAUCCGUGGGGCAGAACACAUGUGUCUCUUGCAUCCUGUCAUUGGGCAGUUACUCUAGCUGUUCCUAUCUUACUGUACUACUUCGAAGCAGUGAGUACACAGUGGUAUACUGACUUGUGAUUACAAAUAUCUGAUGCUGCUUUCACAGUUUAUAAUUUGCUCGUAUGGUUCGCUGAUCCAAGAUGCCAUGGUAAGCCUUCUGCCACAAUACAUCAUGCGUCCAGCCUUUUAAUGAUGCAUUUCCACACCAUUCAUAACAUUAAUGCUUCCAGAUGAUGAAACAUCAGAUAAUUGGUUUCAGCCCUGAAGAUUACUAGGAGAGUUGAAAAACUUGAUUCAGUGAAAUGUGAGUUAAAUAAAGCUUGGAGUGAUUUGUGAUACAACCAUUACCAACAGGGACUCCGAAAUUCUGCUGGUCAUUAUUUAAACAAAGUCCUGAUGUUAAAAAUAUUAAAAUAUUUCUCAUGUUUAAAAUCUGUAAUUUUCAUGUAUCAGUAUGGUAAUAAGCAUACUGUUUAUAAUGGAUAGCUUCUUGUACUCCAUAUUAAGGAUCUUCCAUUUAAAACCAGUAUUAAAUUGUCUUAACCCUUCUUUGCUAUGGUCAAGGUAUUUCAUUUGAAAUGCUGCCCACUUGCUAUGUAUAACUUUUGUGUUAAAUAAUAUUGGAGAAAUUACUAAAAGCACGUCAGCAUGGAAAGGGUUAAGAGACCGAUGCAUAUAUAGGAAGAUAAUAUUAAAAUGGAUUUUAAGUUUCAGGAAUGUGAAUUUGGUUAAACUGUCACCAACUAGCUAUGAACUUUGGUAUGUUGUGGAAUGAUUAAAGGUAAAAAACUAAUAACAUACACUACUCAAGGGAUAUCAUGAAAUUUGUUACUUAUGAAAUUGAUUGGUACAUAUAAAUACAUAAUUAUAACAGAAUCCAUAUUUGACAGACUUUUCAAAUAUAUGCAACUGUCCGGAUUCAUCUCAGCAGAAUGCAACAUAAAGAAACACAACUGAAAAAAAUUAGUAAAAAAUUACUAACCACAUGAAUUAAUGAGCCAAAGAAGGACUUUGAAGGGGCUACUGGAUGAAUGAGGCUGGGAUGGGUCAAAGAGUGGCCCAAUUUGUGCUCCUCGAUGGUCUUCUGCCUUUCAAAAAUAAAAUAUUUUAGCACAUUUUCAUAACUAACAAAUUUAUUAAUUUAGCGGAGCCUAGUCCUCCUUGAGGCGUUCAAUAUUCUGUCAGAGGGUCAACAAAUUUUCUGCUUUAAUGAAACUCGAAAGUUCAUUAGUAUUUCUACAAGAGCCUACCACUGGACCCUAUCCCGAGUCAGAUGAAUCCAGUCAA
Cryptotermes secundus is the source of this 4694-nucleotide messenger RNA. RefSeq lists its product as uncharacterized. The annotation marks the transcript as partial. The transcript has 6 exons. Lineage: Eukaryota; Metazoa; Arthropoda; Insecta; Blattodea; Kalotermitidae. The record is from RefSeq and is a predicted model, not a curated record. Gene Ontology annotation, molecular function: phosphotyrosine residue binding.